Pangasianodon hypophthalmus (striped catfish) is the source of this 3955-nucleotide messenger RNA. RefSeq names its product glucose-fructose oxidoreductase domain containing 2 (gene gfod2). The record is from RefSeq and is a predicted model, not a curated record. Lineage: Eukaryota; Metazoa; Chordata; Actinopteri; Siluriformes; Pangasiidae. The transcript is spliced from 4 exons. Bases 674 to 1777 code for a protein of 367 amino acids. Gene Ontology annotation, molecular function: nucleotide binding.
UGGGCGUGGUAAUGGGCGUGGUAAUGGGCGUGGCGAAGGACAUGGUCUGGUUCGUGCUGCGCAUGCGCGAAGUGUCCUCGCUUGUUUCUGUGACCUGUUUGUGAUGAUCAGAAAUCUCCCCGCUGUGUUACUGCGAUUAAUAAAACAACACAGAUAUUACACUGGAUUAAAGAAAAGCAAACAGGUGAAGAAGUGUGAACUCUGUCAGAAUGGCAUGACCUGAAUAAAAUAUCUAUCUAUUUAUUUAUUUAUUUUUAUCCUGAGGGAAAGUGAGUUGGUCUGGUCUGAGGAGGGAGGCGGCCCGGAUGCUAGUCAGGAUCCGACUGGGGAGAUUUUAUCACUUUAAUCAAACAAAAGAAGAUUUCUGUUUGAGGAGAAGAUUUCCAAAAAGUAGUUUAGGAUUAUCUCUUGUUUGGAAUUUCAGCUUUAAACAGGACGUGUGUAAUGGCUGACUGAGUGUGAGUGCAGCAGGCGUGUGCGUGUGUGCGCGUGCGUGUGUGUGUGUGUGUGUGUGUGCGCGUGUGUGUGUGUGUGCGCGUGCGUGUGUGCGUGUGCGCGUGCGUGUGUGUGUGCGCGUGCGUGUGUGUGUGCGCGUGCGUGUGUGUGUGCGCGUGCGUGUGUGUGUGCGCGUGCGUGUGUGUGUGUGUGCGCGUGUGUGUGUGUGCUGAGCAGAAUGUUGCCGGGCGUGGGUGUGUUUGGAACGGGGCAGACCGUACGCUCCCUGGUGCCCUUGCUGCAGGAGGAAGGUUUUCCGGUUCAGGCCGUCUGGGGCCGGACGCAGGAGGAAGCAGAACGUCUGGCUAAUGAGCUCAACAUCCCCUUCUCUACCAGCCAAUCAGACGACGUCCUGCUCAGACAGGAAGUCCACCUCGUGUGCAUUCUGACGCCGCCGCCGCACACACGCCAGAUCGCCGUGAAGGCACUGGGGAUCGGAAAGAACGUGAUCAGCGAGCAGGCUGCUACGCUAAUAGACGCCUGUAUGAUGGUGACGGCGGCGCGGUAUUACCCGCAGUUAAUGAGCAUCAUGAACAACGCGCUGCGCUUCCUGCCCGCCUUCGUCCUGAUGAAGAGGCUGCUCGCGGAGGGGUACUGCGGCACGCUGCAGGUGUGUGAAGCGCGUGUGUACGGCGGCUCGUUGCUGAGUCAGUCGUACGGCUGGGCGUGGGAGGAGCUGAUGGGGGGCGGCGGCCUGCACACGGUCGGUUCUUGCAUCAUCGACCUCCUGAGCUACCUGACGGGGGGGCGGGCCGUCCGCGUGCACGGAAUGCUCAGGACCUUCGUGCGUCACGGUGGAACGGGCGGCGGGAUUCGGUCCGUCACGGCCGACGACUACGCCUGCUUUCAGCUGCUCAUGACGGGGGGCGUGGUCUGCAACGUGACGUUGAACUUUAACCUCCCGGGCGCCGACCUUCACGAGGUCAUGCUGGUGGGAUCGUCCGGGAGACUGGUGGCGAGAAGCACCGAGCUGUACGGCCAGCGCAACAGCACGAAGGGGGAGGAGCUUCUUUUGAGUGACAGCGGCUCAGGGGCGGGGCCUUCGGUCACGGGACUGAAAGCGAUGGUGACUCAGCUCCGUCUGUCCUUCCAGGCGCAGGAGGACCGGCGAUCGUGGGCGCGGCAUCCCGUCGCCAUGGCGGCGACGUUCGAGGAUGGUCUGUACGUUCAGACGGUGGUGGACGCCAUCAAAAGGUCAAAUCGCACCGGAGAGUGGGAGAGCGUGGACGUCAGAACCGGCGAUGUAGAUCCUAAUCAGAACCACAGAACCGCUCCGAACUAAAGCGACCACUGAAUGAUGAACGGGUCACUAACACCACCGCGGCGUGUAAAUAUAUAUAUAUACACACAUCAGGUGUUUGUUGACUCUGCUAACAUGGCGGUCUGUUUUAGGUUAAACACUGCGUACAGCGGCGUAAAGCGCUUUCCACACACCAGACAGCAAUCGCUCGACCUCCGAGUUCAUGAAAGUUCUCAAGUUUUGUAGUGAAGACGCGAGAAUCACGUGCCGACUGAUCGAAGCAGAAACAGAAAAUCAACACACGAUGUGUUUUUAUACAGCACUGUGCAAAAGUCUUAGGCACAAUAUUUUUUUUUUCAGUACAAACUUUUUUCAGACUUCUACAUUAUUGAUUCAGUACAAAAACAUUUUAGAUUCCAAACAUUAGUUUUCCAGCACAGAAUUAAACGUUACAGAAAAAUGUUUGUAUGUCAGUAAAGAAAGCAGCAGAUUCCAUAAGAGACACUUUUCAGAUAAAAACAUAAUGAAGGCUGCUGGGUUUCGCUGCAGAAAUAAGAAGCGAGUCGACAGUCAAAGUCUCCAGAAGAACUGUGGCUGCUUCUGCAAGAUGCUCAGUAACACUUCCAGCUCAUUUCCUUAUAAAACUGCACACACUGCACCUCAGAUACUGCUUUAUUUAUUUAAAGUGAAGGAUCGUCACAUUAAAUACUGACUUUGUUUCAUUUAUUACUGUUUACUGCUCUUUAUAGGAUUUUUUAAUGUAGAAACAUUUAAUUUCAUUAUUUUUGAAGGCGUCUUUCCUCUACAGCAUUUCUUUACAUGUGCCAAAGACUUUUGCACAGAACUGUAUAUCACUAUUAAGGACGUAUGGUGUGUGUGUGUGUGUGUAUGAGAGAGUGUGUGUGAUGUCAUUUCUCUCGCCGUCUACAACUUUAGAAAUGUGACCAAGUCCGAUUUAUAAAUCUCAACACUACGAUAUUGUGCUGUACCUCACCUCUUAUUCCUCUGACAGAAUUUCCGUCUGUUACUCGACUACACACACGUCCACUGCGUACAAAACAAACAUUAUUCACUACAAUACCCACAAUGCACUGCUCCUGCUGUAAACACAUUCCACUUCUGCCUCUGCUGUUGCUCCGAGCACCUUCCUAACUUCAUCAUACAUCAUACACUACGACUAUCUCACACACACAAACACACACACACACACACAUACACACACACGCGCGCGCUCACGGCGAUGCUGACCACAACUAAACCCAUCACCAUUGUUUUUUUUUUUUUUUUUUUGUCUCUCGGUGUUUAGAUUUGCGAUAAAUACAAACAAUGUGAGAGAUUGUUUCUGGAAAAUUCGUUCACAGACAUAUCUUCCUGAGAAAGAAGAAAAUUCCGGGAUUUGUUGUUUUUGUUUGUUUGUUUGUUUGUUUAUAUAAACAAGGAAGUGCAAAGAUUUCAUAAUAUAUUUUUCUUUAGAUUGUGUGGUUUUAGAUGGACUAUUAAUUCCAUAAAACCGUGAUUUUUUAAAAAUAGAUAUCACACUGUAACACUCGUAUCCUGUAUAAACUUUUUUCUCUGUUAUAAUUUGAGGAAGGUGCUCUAUAAGUGGAAAUUAUUAUUAUUAUUAUUAUUAUUAUUAUUAUUAUUAUUAUUUAUGAGGGACCGUGGUUAAUGAGUAUAAUACAGAUAUGUACAUCAUUGGCUGAACUGAUCAGAAAGGUGGUUAAAAGGUUUAUUUAAUAAAUGUUUAUUAAUUUUUUUAAGCGGUGGAGGGAAAUUGUGACCUUUCAGACAGGAAGUCGAGAUUGUAGUCUGUUGUCUGAUGUGUGAAAAGCUCUUAAAGCUGAUUAUCUUUUAAAGUUAAACUUUUUUUAUAUGGACUGAAGAAACACUGGAGUUACAUCACUGGAAACAGAACGUGUGUGUGUGUGUGUGUGUGUGUUCACCUUUAUCUCUACUCUAAGCUACACAACUAGGUGUUUAGCUGUGAAUAUUUUUAUUUUAUUUAAACUUUUUAGGCUGAAUAUGAAUAUUCAUGCAGGAUUUAUGCAGAAUGUUUAUUGAACUGACGCUUGCUCUGAGUCUUCUUCUGCUGUUGGUGUUUUAGAAACUAAUAUGUCUAAAAAGCUGCACGGAGGUUUCCGGUGUGUAUUUAUUGUCUAAAAGUGUGUGUGUGUGUGUGUGUGUGUGUGUGUGUGUGUGUGUGUGUGUGUGUGUGUGUGU